CAGUCAUCGUUUGCAUUGUAUUAACCAUUGAUUGUCUCAAGAAUUGUGGACCAAAUGAGACAAAACGUGUUUAUAGUGUCCGCACCCAAUGUGUGGAAAGGCAUCGACUCUUUGACUCCCGUGUGGAUCGAUUCCAGUGGUGACACUCCGAAGACAUUGUACUUCAUUGAUGUGAAUGACAGUCAACUCUACGAGUGUGUCCGACAGACCAACAAAUUUCAGUCAUUUUUCCUCCAAAACACUGUCAUCUCAGAUGGCAAUUACUAUGUCUUCACUCCAGUGGAUGUGGUGUUCAUUAUAUUGCCGUUUGUUCUGAAAAAACGAAAACAAUUUCACUCUUUGUUUGAGAUUCUGAGCGAUGUUUUGGUCGACAAAGAAAUGGUGCCGAAGAUCGAGACAUCACUCGAUCCGCAGAUAAUAUCCGCAAUUGUGGACAUAAAAUAUAUUAACGAAGAAAUGUAUGUCCGCUAUAAUAGUCAGAAGACAAUGGAGUGGUUGUCGAUAAAGAUUGACAAUACUGUGGAGGCUUUGAGCAGAAAUCAAAUCAAUGUCUCGUCGAGUGGUUGUAAAGUUAGUGGUUAUAAGAGUGGCAAAGAAGACAUCACUCAAGAAAAGGGUUAG
Oppiella nova is the source of this 621-nucleotide messenger RNA. Lineage: Eukaryota; Metazoa; Arthropoda; Arachnida; Sarcoptiformes; Oppiidae. The record is from the annotation of a GenBank genome assembly.